This is a messenger RNA of Coffea arabica (coffee), 840 nucleotides long. Lineage: Eukaryota; Viridiplantae; Streptophyta; Magnoliopsida; Gentianales; Rubiaceae. The record is from RefSeq and is a predicted model, not a curated record.
AUGGAAAAUGGAAUUUACCGGUUACGCAACAAGCUGGUGGUGGUAGAGGGUUUUGCGUCAGCUGGGGAAGCUAGGUUUUGGGCUUUUGAAGGGUGUGGGAAGCGGGAUUUAUCAACUGGAGGUGGAUGCAUGCGUCCACUACAAUUCCGUUAUCCAUCAAUGUUUCUGGGAUUUGAUCCUCAUAGGAAGGAAUAUAAAGUGCUCUGCACUUUGGAAUUUGGCAGGCAAGUUAAGUGGAGGAUUCAUGUAACUGGAACGAAUUUGUGGAGGACGAUGAGCAACAAACCACUACUGGAGAAAUUCAAGAAGGGGACAAUUUGCGUGGAUGGAUGUAUUUAUUGGAAAGAUGCAUUGUUCGUGGAUGGUGAAAGAGCUAUACAAUAUUUUCAUGUUGGGGAGGAGAAGUUUGGGAUGGUUUUUCCUCCUAAAAGGACUAAAAGAAUUCGUCAAGUGACUCAGAUUGGAGAUGAUCUUGCCAUCGUAUAUAGAAGACCAUUUUGUCAUAAUAUGUUGAAGCUAUGGAUAUUCAACAAGAAGGAUAAAAAUUGGGCUAAGAAUAUAAUCAAAUUGCCAAGAAUUCCAGUUUCCAAACUUGAAGUCAUAGGGACAACGCACAAAACUAGUGAAAUCUUGAUGACUACUAAAUUGGGGUACCAUGACAUGUUGCAGUUAGUAUUUUACGAUCUGGAAACAGGAAAUUUAAGGACCAGCAAUAUUACUUGUCCUGGGAUGCCUAGCAUAGCAGCUGGUAAUCUCCUUUCCUAUGAUGCAAGCGCUACUGUGAGCAAUCAUGUAGAAAACAUUUUUCCACAGGAAUUUUCAAACCAAGGAACAACAUAA